CUAAACUGCACCGAGCGCGUGAUAAUGAGACUUAGUUGAAAAGGCGCAGUCGCUCAUUAAGAAUAUGGAAAUUUUAUCCACCUGUCUAUAGUGUAGUUAACUAGGACUCGACAUAAAAGUGAGUGGAGCCAUUGAAACCUUGCUAAGCCUACGAUAAAGGGACACACGCAGUCAAGCUCUUGUUCUAUAAAGACAGGUAGUUAGCUCUGUUACUGAGUAAAGAAAGAAAGCUGUAAAUAUGGGUCGAAUGAGGACCAAACUUGGAAGAGACGUCGAGACUUACAGCACUGAGAAAGAUGUAAACGACCUACGACGUCAGUUUCUUGAAGACUUAGAGAGAAUAGACUGGACGGAUCUCUAUGAUCCACGGGACGUCCAACGUUUAAAAGACGACGAUUUUUACUGUAAAAGAUUCAUAAGACACCAACAUGGCGACAUGGACGCAGCUGUAGAAAUGGUCAAAAAUACAUUCAAGUGGAGAAAGGAAAAAAUAUACCUCAGCGAGACCAAUAUAAACCCUGAUAUUGUGAAAGUAGGAGCUGUUUUCUCAUACAAUACAGACAAAGAAGGAAACACAUUAUUGGUUUUGAGAGUAAACUGCCACAGAAAAGACCCAGUUACCAUGCCUGAAAGGAAAAAGAUUGUAGCUUAUUGGGUAGAAAAAGUUGACAAGGAAGGCAAAGGCGAAGCUGUAUCUGUUCUUAUGGACUGCUCAAACACCUCACUAGCUAACAUGGAUGUAGACUUCACUGUGUACUUAAUCUCACUUUUUACAACAUACUAUCCUGCAUUGAUUGGCAACAUUUAUGUGUUGGAAAUGCCAUGGAUAAUGAACACCUGUUGGAAGAUCAUAAAAACUCUGCUUCCCAGCAGUGCUAGAGAAAGGAUUAAAUUUCUUACGAAGUCGUCUUUUUCUGAGUUCCUGGAUCCAAAAGAUCUUCCUCCGCACCUGGGUGGCACGUGUCCAAGGGAGUAUGCCCCUGCACAACUCCCAACGUAUGAAAAUGAUGAGAUACCCUCUAGUGGCGAACGAAAGAACUCGGUUGUUUCUACAGGUGAAGGACGCGACCAAAAAGCUUGAUGUCUCUGAACAUUUGC
Messenger RNA from Limulus polyphemus (Atlantic horseshoe crab), 1098 nucleotides. Its product is annotated as motile sperm domain-containing protein 2-like. NCBI's taxonomy places the organism in Eukaryota, Metazoa, Arthropoda, Merostomata, Xiphosura, Limulidae. The transcript is spliced from 8 exons. Bases 239 to 1081 code for a protein of 280 amino acids. The record is from RefSeq and is a predicted model, not a curated record.